Durio zibethinus is the source of this 411-nucleotide messenger RNA. The record is from RefSeq and is a predicted model, not a curated record. NCBI's taxonomy places the organism in Eukaryota, Viridiplantae, Streptophyta, Magnoliopsida, Malvales, Malvaceae.
AUGCUUGCCAAUAUCGCUGUUGCAGCCACCGUGGGUGCAGGUGUUGCAGCUACGCGGAGGCACAGCUCAUGGCAGCUCAAGCCAAGGAUCAGAAACGUUAGUAGCCUGGCCCUCCUAUGCGUCUCAUUUUCUCACGAUGUCACAGAGAAAGAGUUAAACCAGCAAAACGAGGUGAACUACCAAGGAAAUUGUUAUGGAGGAGGACACGGUGGAGGAUGUGGUGGUGGAUACGGAGGCGGAGGACGUGGUGGUGGUGGUGGUGGUGGAGGACAUGGAGGAGGAUGUGGUAGUGGAUACGGAGGCGGAGAACGUGGUGGUGGUGGUGGCAGACAUGGAGGAGGAUGUGGUGGUGGAGGACAUGGAGGAGGACGUGGUGGCGGUGGCAGGCACGGUAGUGAAGCCAAUCCAUAA